AUGCAACUCACAGAGGGUUCCUACUCCCUUCUACAAGCCAGGGAUCUAGCCCCACACUCAAUCCCGUCCCCAGUGGGAGUCUACCUUCAGUCACCUCACCACCACUCCUUUCCACACCUCUACCAGGGGUAUCGCUACCUGCUCUUGCUUCUAGGAAAGGUGGCUGUCCCUACAGGCCACAUCCAGACUUCAAAGUCAAGGGGCGAGGGGAAGCCUACUUUUGAGGAUUUGGCAGCCCACUCUCUCAGUAGCCCUCUCGGAAGGGAGGAAGAGCAAUGCCCUCUCAGAAAGGAGGAAGAUCCCCUGGAGAGCAGACCACUGCCAAGAGCAUACCUGCAAAGGCUCCAAUACAGUGCCCUGCACUGCCGCCCAAGACCGCCUGACUGCCCUGUUAGCAGCGCCGGGAUAGCUAAGAAGUGUGUGACACCGCCGCACUCACCUCCGCUCCACGCCCAGAGCCAGGCCAAUACCCGGGCCCACGACUUCCCCCAACUACCCCUGGCACGGACCGCUUCUUGCCGGAGACCUACUGGAGAAAGGGCGGCCCACCCCGGCCUACGCCCACCCCGACCCCAAACCCGAGCUCCGGGGGGCCGAGGGUGGGUGACGGAGCCGAAAGGAGAGCCCAUCGCCGAGCUCGCUGCUUUGGAGCAGAAGAGCCCCGAGCGGCAGCAGUCGUCCAGGCUCCCCGGCGCUCCCACCCCGCCCGGCCCAGGGGCGCACUCGCCGGAGCGCUCGGAUGGGCGAGCGAUCCUGGCAGACAAAGCCAGCGCCACCCGCGGGGCCGCCCUCGGGCAGGCGGGGAGGAAGGCUGAGGGACCAAGCAGGGACCUGGGGGAGCAGCCCUCGCCCCCGGAGGACGCCCAGGGGAGUCUGCCUCAGACAAAGAAGAAGGCAGGGCCCGACGCCCCAGCCCAGGCUCCGCGCUCUACUCACCCGCGCGCGGCGGCUGCAGCGGCGGCGCGGCCCGGCUCGGCCGAGGAAGUUAGAGCAAGUUCGGCGGCGCGGGGCGGGAGGGCGCGACUCGGGCCGUCCGAGCGGCGGGGGCGGGGCGCGGAGGGGCGGGGCCGGGGGCGCGGCGCCUGCCGCUGCCUAGGGAAGGGGCGCCCCUACCCUGCACCGCCCGUGCAGCCCCGCGAGCCUGGGCCCGCCCUGGCCCCGCCCCUCCCCUGCCGGCUCGCCCCUCCCCCGCCGGCUCGCCCCUCCCCUACCACGCCCCGCCUCCCCGCUCGCGCGGCACCGCGGACCGCGAGGCCGAGUCGCCGGCCCGCCCCUUUGUCCCGCUCUGGGCGGUGCCGGAGGCUUGGGGCGGCCCGGGUCCUUGCCCUCCCAGUGGGUGCGCGGCGCAGGCCUGGCCUGGCCUGGCCCAGGGCUGGUCGCCUUGUGGCCGCCGGGAGCGCGCUGAGCUUUUUGCGCUGCGCAGACUCCGCUCGGGCCUUGUCGGAGCCGAACCUGGGAGAAGCACGAGCUGUGGGAGGCGGUGUCUCGAGGGAUACACUGGAUAACCGUGGAGAGCCGGCGAAGGAUCAGGAAAAUGGCUGUGGUGGAGAUAGAAGGCGUUCCUGCCGGGCUUUGGAGGCUGGGGGCGGUGGUAGUCUUCAAAAGAAGGAAGGGGAAAUGGUUUUCAUUUCUUUGCAAACCGAAGAGUAACGACAUGCUCCUUCUAGCUUUGGUGCUAAAAAUACCAAGCUUUCUUUGGAUCGUGGCUGAGAUUUGUUCCUCACAUUUACGCUAAAGAGAUGGCUGGGAUGAUUCUUGUGGGUUAAGAGGGGUUUCCAGGGACAGCCAGAAGCGGCUCCCCAGCCUCAGCCUGCCUACCUGUAGAAUGAGUCACGCACACCUCUGUUUCUUAAACUUAUUCUGUGGUUGAGGGCCGAGUGAUCUGCUCUGUUGGGUAACACCAAACAGGGAUCAAUUAAAACUCGGCUAAGACUGGUUGCCACAUGCCAGUACAAGCAGCCAACAGGUUAAUUCCAAUGGUAGGAGUAGAUCUUGAAAUGGAUACUGUUCGGUCCAUUCCCAGGUUUGUUUCUGGCUUUUUGUUUUUGAGAUAAGCUAUCACUUUGUGGCCCAGGCUGGAGUGCAGUGGCAUGACCGUGGCUCAGUGCAGCCUCUACUUCCCGCCUCAGCUUCCCAAGUAGCUGGGACCACAGGUGCAGGGCACCACGUCUAACUACAGACAAGAUAUUGCUAUGUUGCCAAUGCUGGUCUAGAAUUCCUGGGCUCAGGCAAUCCUCCCACCGCUGCCUCCCAGAGUGCUGGAAUUACAGACAUGAGCCACUGUGCCUGGCCAAUUUUGUUUGUUUAAUUAAGGGGGAUGCAACCUGUCUGUGACACCCCAGGCAGUUCAGGCACCUCCGUGGGAACCUGUCCAUUCAUUCAGCAGAUGGUGAGUGCUUGACUGAGUGCCUGAUGGAUGCCAGGCCAUGUGUCUAUGCUGUGACACUUCAGUGAACAGGACAGCUGAGGCUUUUUGCCCGAUAAAGGUAAUUUUUAGUGGAGAAGACAAAUAAAUAAUCACAAGUUGAAGUAAAGGCUGGGACAAAAACAAGGGAUUAGAAUAGAGAAUAAGAGCUACCUCAGAUGAAGUAUUCAGGGAAAGAGUCUUUGAGGAUCAGAUGAAGUAUUCAGGGAAAGGGUCUUUGAGGAGGUGAUCCUGAAAUUGAAAUCAAAAGAAUGAGGAGUUAGCCUUGGGAAAAUUCAGGCAGAGACAUUCCUCCUUGAGAGCAGUAGGUGCCUUUUCAGGGUAAGCUCUGGAUGGGUCAAAGAGGUGAAAGAAAAUCAGUGUGGUUUAAUUAUCAAGCCUUGGGGAGGAGGCCCAGGAUGGAGUGGGAAGGUGGGAGGGGGGGGCGGGCAGAUCAUGCAGGGCCUGUGGGCUGUGUCAGAGAAUGGAGACUUUGUUGAGUCUUGGAAGGGUUUUAUGCAGAAGACUAACAUGUUCUGAUUUAAGGCUGUGCGUGGGUGUCAGGCAAAAAUAAAAGCAGGGAGCCAAUUAGGCUUGCCGCAAUCCAGGCCAAAGAUGAUGGUGGUUUGAACCAAAGUGGUGGCCAUGCUAAGAUGAGUAGUUGAGAGAUGCUAUUUUGAACUUAACAGGACACAUUGAUAGGAAGGACAUGGGGGCAGGAAAUGGAGAAACCAAAGAUAAGUUUCUGGCUGGAGUAAGUGGGUGGACAGUGCUUCAUUUAUUGGAUCAAAAAGCAGCACGUCUCGGGGAGUUAUAUCAGGAAGUCUAUUCAAGCCACAUGGAGCCUAAGCUGCCUGUUAGAGAUCCAGUGGGGGUUAUCCCAUCACUAGGAGCUCAAAGAGAGGCCUGGGCUGGAGAGGGGGCUUUGGGACACAUCAAUAUAAAGACGUUCGAGGCUAUGGGAUCUGAGGACACACAGAGUGAAGUGGUAGACGAAGAAGAGGAGAGAGUUCAGGAGGGACCCAGGGGAACCAACGCAGACAAGAAGACUGAAAAAGAGGCUGGGGAGGCUAGAGAAGAGUCAGGAGAGCGCUGUAUCCCAGAGACAGAAAAUGUUUCCAGAAAGCAGUUGUCAGCUGUGAUAGACACUGCUUAGAAUCAGGUAAGAUAACUGGGACCUGUUGGCUCUGGCAACAUGAAGGCAACUGGUGAACAUGAUAAGGGCACGUUCCUGGAGUAGUGGGGUGGAAGGCAGGCUGUGGUAGAGCUACCAUGUUUGCACAACUUAGGUCUAACAGAGAACAGAGAAUGGGGAGGGAUCUAGAAGGAUGUGGAAGCAUAGGAUGCUUUGGUAGAGAUUGCUAGAUGGCCCUAGAAGCCAUUCUCUGGUCCCUUCAUGAUAGAAUUUCAUGAAGGGACCAGAGGGGUUUGUUAAAAUAUGGGAGUUACUGGAGCCGGCUUGCACGGUGAUAGGAAUGAUCUAAGAAGAAGGCAGGGGCCAUCAUAGGAAAAGCAGGUGAAAGGAGAUGGGGUAUGGACACUAAUGAGGGUCACCACCGACAGAGGGACACUUCCACCAUUAUUAAGGAGAGGAGUAUGGAGACAGAGUGGAGGUUUCUAGUAAGGCUGGGAUCAGGAAAAUGAUUACUCACACCUGGUGAUUUCUGCUUAAUCCCAGAUGUGCAAGAGGUCAUGGGUAUAGAAAAAGAGGAAGCCAGCUUUAUGAACCAUGGACUGAGUGGUUUUGGAGAUCUUGCUGGCCUAAGCAGCCUCUGGGAGACAUGUCCUUUCUGGAACAGUUGGCCACACUGCUGCAGGGUGUGAAAAGUGUGGUGGGAUUACCCACAAAGCCAGCGUGGCCUUCCCCAACAGCCCCCAGACAGUGACAUCUGACACUCACCUGCCAUUCCUGGCUGCAGCAAAGACCCACAAAGUUCCAUCUGACCCAUUCUUACAGCAACAUCAAGUGGCUUGAGAGAGCCUCAGAGAUAAAACGCAGAACAAGUCUAUUUUAUUUUCCUUUAUUAAAAAAUAAAAAUUCAAUAUAGACAGCCCCAACUCAUAAAAGCGUUAUAUUGUAAGCAGUGGUUUACUUUCCUGGCUAGCAUCUAGAACCAUAAUUGCCAAGAAUAUAACUGAACUGUAGUGCAGACUGCAAGCCUAACAUAUGGACUGUGGGAACAACAAAAAAAGAAGCUGAGAGUUUUCCCUGGAUCUGAAGCUGCCAUAAAUCAAAUUUUAAGUGGAAGAGCUUGGCCUUUGUCUUCCCCUGACUUCCUCCAUAGCCCUCUGUGUCUGUCUCCAGUGCUGUGCUUGCUCAUCCUGGGCUCCACUCCACAGCCUGUGUAUGUUUACAGGCCAGUGGGCAGGUCAGAGUGAAAUUGAACAUGGGCAGGUCAGGGUGAAAUUGAACAGAAGAGGGAGUUGGUAUCCUACCUCUCCUAGUUCUCAACAUCUUGAUCUUGAGCAAACCACAUCCCUGAGCCCUGCUGUUCUUAUCCUGUAAGGUCAAGGUAAUACUAAAACCCACCUCACAAGCUUGUAAAAAUCCAAAGAGAGAAAGUUUGUAAAACUUUGAAAAAUACUGGAUAAGCUGUAAAGAACUCUGUUACCUGGGAAAGAUGUCUUAUUAGAGCCAGACUACCAAGGAUUUUCACAACAGUCGGGACAUUUUGGUUGGAAAUGAGAACCCCACUCAGACUAGCUUAGGUCAUCAAAGGGGAGAUUACUGGUAGGAGACUCAGAUUGUUCACAGAAUUGAAAGAACUUGAAACAGAGUGACACUGAAAACUGGGGGCUGAUCCUAACAGCGUCCCAGACUGGGUACCUGCCCUCUGUUUCUCCUGGUUCUCAGAGUUUGCCUUGUCAGGUAUGUAACUAAGUCUACACUCAGUAAGUCGGUAUGAACAGAUCUCAAGAAAGGACCCUAACUGGGUCAGCUCUGGUCAUGUGUUGACUCCUGGACCAAUCACUGUGGUGAGGGUGAUGAGAUACCGUAAUUGGACUAGGUCUGGGUCACAUGCCCAUGCCUGUGAUUAGUAGAGCAAGGUCUACGCAGAAGAGGGGGUGGUGUGUGCAGGCUCAGCAUCAUCACUUUUAGCACCUUAGAAUACUUGGUGUAUUCUAAAGAAUACACCAAGUAUUCCUUAGGCCCUAGGCAGAUUUUAGGCAGAAUAGUGACAUUGUUACAUCCGUGCUCUAGAAAGAUCCCUAAGACUGCAAUGGGAAGAGAAGGUGGCAGGGAACAAGAUUGGAAUAAAAAUUGGUUAGGAAGGAAAUGAUGAGGAAAUAGAGGUGGACAGAAUCAAGAUAUAUUUAGGAGCUAGAUCUGAGAAGUGAUUAAUUGCAUGGGAGAAUGAGGAAUAAGGAGACAUCAUAUUCUGGCUGCACGGGCAGUGGCACUAUUCACUGAGAAGGAACACAAGAGACCCUGUGUGGAUGUAUAAUAUGUUUGGUGAAAGGUGAUGACUUAGACCUCUUCCAUUUCAAGUGUUCCUGGAUGCAGUGAAGAGGUGGUGAAAUUUGCUUUGUGGAGUUAAGAGAGACAGCUAAGCAGAAGUUAUCAAUUAGGGAGUUGUAUCCAUUUGAAAUUGGGUUUAGCUUUUGUAACCAUAACCCAAGACCAGGUGCAGUGGCUCAUGCCUGUAAUCCCAGCACAUUGAAAGGCUGAGGCAGGAGGAUCACUUGAGCUCAGGAGUUUGAGACCAAUCUGUGCAACAUAGUAAGACCCCAUCUCUUUAGAAAAUAGGAAGAAAAGAAAGAGAGAGAGGAGAAAGAGAGAAAAAGGGAGAGAGGAAGGAAGGGAGAGGAAUGCAGGGAGGGAGGAAGGGAAGAAGAAAGUGAGGAAUGAAGGAGGGAGGGAGGGAAGGAAGGAAAGAGAGAGAAAGAAAACAGCCACCCAACUACAUUGCCUUAACUACAUUCAGUUUUCUUGCUGUAGUUGAAAAAACUCAGACACAAGAUGUCUAAAGGUAAGCAGAGCAAGGCUGGUCAGCAGCCGCACAAUGUCAUCAGGUCCCAGCUCCUCUCUGUUGGUCUGUCUGGCUCUCCUUACGGGGAAGAGUCGGCUUUGGUCAUACAAUGGCUGCCCCAGCUCCAGCUUCCCACCCACAUUCCAGAAAGAAAGAAGAAAGAGAAAAAGAAUGAAGGAGCAACACCCAAAACGUAUCCAGAAAUCCCCCGACUAAUGCUUAUGCCUUGCCAGCCAAGUACAGUCACAUGACAAACCAUAACUCCAAAGGAGGUUGGGAAAUGUAGUUUAAAAAAUUAACUCCUGUUUGAAAGAAAUAAGGGAGAAUUGAUAUUGAAGCAGUAUGUGAUAAUUGAAACCAUCAGAGUAGAGGAGAUUAUUCUGGGACUGGGAGAUGAGAAGGCAAAAGGAUCCAGGACAGACUCUUUGGAAAAUCAGAGAGCAGAGGGACCAAAAAGACUGAGGAAGACUGGCUGGUGAGGUAGGAGGAAAGCCAGGAUGGUGGAAUGGACGGAAGUCCAGGGACAACAAGUGUUUCAAGAAAAAGGGAGUGGUCCCAGUUUCCAGGGCUGCAGAGGGCCAGUGAAACAGGGCCGAAGAACAACCAUGGGAUUGGUAGCUUCAGAGAGAAAUGUUUCCGUGGAGAAGUGGGUCAAAGACAGUUAACAGUGGGCUGAACAGCAAAUGGAAAAUUAGAGAGAGGUUGUUAGCUGGAAGAUGAUGAGGAUACACGGUUGCAGGAGGGAGUUUGUUUAAGAAAGGAGAGACUUGGGCCAGGCACAAUGACUCAUGCUUGUAAUACCAGCACUUUGGGAAGCCCAGGUGGGAGGAUCGCUUCAGCCCAGCAGUUCCAGGUAAGCCUGGGCAACAUACUGAAACCCUGUUUCUAUUAAAAGAAAAUAACCGGGGGGGUGGGGAAAAAAAAGAAAAUAACAGGACAAAAAAAGGAGAGACUCAAAUAUGUUUAAAUGAUGAAGGGAGAAGGCAAGAGAAGAGGGGAGUAGGAGAGUCUGGAGGAAGAGAGAAAAUGCUUGCUGGAGGAGGUGGGAAGGAUUGGGGUUCAGAACAAGAGGCUCCAAACUGGAGGACAACUAGACUUUUACAGAGACAGGAGGCAGAAAGACAAGCUGGGUAGGAAUGCACACAUCUGUAGGUUUGGUGGGGCUUCCUGAGGGAAGGGGUCUACUUUCUCUGAAAGUAGGUGGAAUGGUCACCUGCUGAAGGUAAGUGGGUAUCGGGUGGGAUCCAAGGAUUUCAGAGAAACCUAGGAGAGAAUGAGAGAAACCUCUGAUCAGGGGCAAGCAGGCAGGUUUGGGGAAGGGUUGCAAGCCCAGCUGCAAAUGGAGACCCAGAGUGAGAGUAACACACAUCUCAGAUUACAUGACCUUCUUCAUCAGUACUCAGCAGCUGGGGUAAGCGCAAGUGCAGGGAGCACAGACAGCAGGGUUGAUCAAAGUUUGGGGUUUGCCAGGAGAGCAUGAUAGAAAAACAGUGGUGCAAAGGAUUCAAGAAGGUUGGAAAUAAAGCAGUUGAGGUGUUGUAUCCUGAGUCUUGGCUAGUAGGUGAGAGAAGGGACAGCUGUCGGGGCUGGUAGAAAGGGGAAAGAAGAUAAAGCUGCGACUGGAGAACCCUCAGCAAGUAAAGAAUAAAGAUGUGGUGGCAUGAGGCUGUGGUCAGACAGAGGUGUGUAUCCAUGGGACCAGGUGAUCGGGAUGGACAAAACGGAGAAGGGAGAAGCCAGUGGCCCUGAGGGUGAGGAAGUCAGGACGGAAAGGCUAGUGGGAAGAUGGGCCACUGCAUCAGUAUAUGGCAGGACUUGGGGUGCAGGCAAUGGCAGUGAGCUGGUGCCAACAUCUUUGGCAGCACUUUGAUUACAAGCUCAGUUUUGCAUUGGUGUUGACUUUCUUAAAAAAGAGGUCAGGAAGCCUUGGGGAAAGGAGAACAGAAAUUUAUUUCUUGGCCUGUCAUUCAAUACUUGUCCUAUUUGUUCUAGAACAAUCUCUCUUAAGGAAUCUGCAAGCUUCUGGAGGAGGCUCCUACUCUUAUUUGCAACUACAGCCUCAGCCAUAAGACCUCUGCCUUCCAGUGUUGUCCCCUGCAAACGGGACUAAGAUUUGUGAUAGGAGCCCAUGUGUGAGCACAAGACACAGUGGAGCACCCUUUAAGGAUGGCAUCUAAGACUAUCCAAGCAGAUGGUGGUGACGAGGAGUCCCAUCGUCUCUCUGCCCUCUUCCUAUUUCAUAAACUGAAGGUGGUAGAGAAGGAAAGGUUGUUCAGUAGCUGACAUCCCAGGGCCCUUUCAGCCCUGUGACUCAACCACACGGUAAUGACUCCACAUGGGAGAAGAAAGUUUUGCCAAAGAAGAAAACCCCAGAUGUGACCAAAUAAGACAUUUAAGGAGGGAGCAGAUUCUAGAUGUUAAGAGCAACUAUAAUACCAGGAGUCGGACUGCCUGGGCUAAGUCCCAACUCUGCCCCUGAAAGCUGGGUCCACUCAGGGUGGAGAACUGCUCACGUCUACCCAGGGAACUAUGGGAUCUAUGCAAUGUGAAAGCCACUUGACAGCAUAGAGUGUUACUUUUGGAACAAUCUCAUGCAAACUGACCUUCACAAAGCUCUGACUUAGAAACAUAAAUGGGGAAAGGCGGCUCAGAGGGAAUCACCCAGCUGGUAAGUGGUAGAACCAGGACUGUCAGCUUUAUGACCACACCUGAGUCCCCAAUCUGUCUCAAUCUCACACCCAGAGAUUGAGAUGCUAAGGCCCUGGGACCUAUAGGCUCAGACACUGCUAGGAGAGGCACUGAAAGUCCCCUUCCCACUACAAAGUUGGGGAGAGAGGCACACCUAGACGCAGAGCACAGAUGGAUGCCGCAAACAUCACAGGUACCUCUCCCUGUCCCUGUCACAGCUCUAGGGACUUUUACUUUGAUUCCAUGGGAGACUCUGGUAGUCCCUGGGGAACGCUGCGCAGCUGCUGAUACCAUGUGCACACACUGCCACCUAGAGGCAGUCACCAGAAUCGCCAAGUUUAUUAACCCACGGCGGAGGUG
This is a messenger RNA of Callithrix jacchus (white-tufted-ear marmoset), 9423 nucleotides long. The record is from RefSeq and is a predicted model, not a curated record. Lineage: Eukaryota; Metazoa; Chordata; Mammalia; Primates; Cebidae.